AGUUUUAGUGUACGGAUCAGAGGAAACUUUUGUGAUUUUGGCCAGUCUCUCUCCGAGAUUCGCUCAAAGCAGUUGCUCGACGUCUGAUCCUCAUCCGCAUUUAGCGUUACGGAAACUUACAAUCUAUUUAGUCAUGGGCCAGACACGCGUAGCAACAAAAUCGCCGGAGACAGUGGUUUCCCCAGAAACUGCAAAUGGCCUGGAGGAGGAGGAACUGCAGCUUCUGGGCGAGAACAGCUGGGAGGAGUUCUCCAUCGACGUUCCGUGGGGAACCGUUGAGGGAAAGUGGUGGGGUUCGAAGGAGAGCCAACCAAUCAUCGCGCUUCAUGGCUGGCAGGACAACUGCGGCAGCUUCGACCGCCUGUGCCCACUGAUGCCGGCGGACACCUCCGUUCUGGCCAUCGAUCUGCCUGGGCAUGGAAAAUCCUCGCCGUAUCCGCAGGGCAUGCAGUACUUCAUUUUCUGGGAUGGCAUAUGCCUGAUUCGCCGGAUAGUGCGCAAAUAUAACUGGAAGGAUGUCACCCUCUUGGGUCAUUCGCUGGGCGGAGCUCUGACCUUCAUGUACGCAGCCAGUUUUCCCCUGGAGGUGAAGAAGCUGAUCAACAUCGAUAUUGCUGGUCCCACAGUUCGGGGAACUAAGAGGAUGGCGGAGGGCACCGGCAAGGCAUUGGACAAAUUCCUGGACUACGAAACACUGCCGGAGAGCAAACAGCCGUGCUAUUCGUACGAUGAGAUGAUAAAGCUAGUGCUGGACGCUUAUGAUGGCUCCGUGGAUGAGCCCUCCGUGCGGGUGCUGAUGAAACGGGGAAUGCGUCACAAUCCCAGCAAAGAUGGCUAUCUGUUCGCCAGGGAUCUGCGGCUGAAGGUGAGCCUGCUGGGCAUGUUCACCGCGGAGCAGACAUUGGCCUAUGCCCGUCAAAUCCGCUGCCGAGUGCUCAACAUUCGGGGAAAUCCCGGCAUGAAGUUCGAAUCGCCGCAGGUCUACGCGGAAGUGAUCAAAACGCUGCGGGAAAAUGCCUCCAAAGUGGUGUAUGUUGAGGUUCCCGGCACGCAUCAUCUGCAUCUCGUGACCCCGGAACGUGUGGCACCCCAUAUCAAUCAGUUUUUAAAGGACCCGUGAGGUACCAUUGACCGAUUGACUAGAAAGUUACUUAAGUAGGAGGCUAGAUAGAGAAUGCUAUAUGUAGAUAGUUUGUAUAUAUAUCAUCCCAUAUAUGUGAUGUGUCUGUGAGCAAAGGUAUGUGUCCGAUUUCUGUGGUAUCUAAUAAAAACACACAAAUUUAUGACCAAACAAAAA
This is a messenger RNA of Drosophila elegans, 1297 nucleotides long. It is a transcript of the gene kraken, whose product is annotated as probable serine hydrolase. NCBI's taxonomy places the organism in Eukaryota, Metazoa, Arthropoda, Insecta, Diptera, Drosophilidae. The record is from RefSeq and is a predicted model, not a curated record. Bases 134 to 1120 code for a protein of 328 amino acids. The transcript has 3 exons.